AUGAGGUUCCCUUCAUGGCUGGGUCCACCCAUCCGCGAUUCUCCACCCUUACUCCGACUGAGUCUCUUGUUGACAUCCCUUGCGCCAAUCUCUAAUGCGAUCUCCUUCACUCCGAUCCCAUCUCCUAAUCUCGAUCUCUCUAAUCUGGGCCGUGUAGGGCUGGCGGGUGAUUUUGACGGCAUUUCGUUGUAUCAAUUCGAAGGACAGAAUGAGAACGGCUUCAACACGAAUGGCAGCCAGUCUGUGUUAUCACAAUUUCCCAAUGGCGCCUUUACGACUCUGGCUGCAUCUGAUGCCGGUAUUCAGGCUAUGUGUACAUUUGUUAUGAAGGACGGAACGACGGCUGGUGUAAUGGUCGCUGGUAAUUUCACAAGCCUUGGAGGGAUGAAUUCGCCAGGGGCUGCCAUGUUCAAUCCAAACACCUCGACCGUUACUCCACUCCCUGGUCUGUCUGGCCAAGUCUCCGCACUGCUUUGCGAUCAAGAUACGAAUACUGUGUACGUUGGAGGCAGUCUACGGGGCGCAAACUCCACGAAUGCGCUUGCUUGGGUAGGAACAACUGGCUGGACUAAUCUUCCAUUUAAUGGUUUCAAUGGACCUGUGAAAUCCAUUACUAAGGAUUCUACUGGCCAUAUUAUCUUUGGAGGAUCUUUUACGGCCUUAGGAAAUGCUACGGGACCGAGCGAACCAGAUCAACAAAUCAUCAACAUUUCGGGGGCCAAUAUCACAGCCGGAUCAUCUACGACACUCAGCGGCUUUAGCGACCCAAGGAAUAUUGCUUGCCCGAGUGGUGGGAUCGAUGGACAUGACAACACGUGGCUCCUGGCUGAUAAUACUCCUGGCUUCUGGGAGGCUAAGUUCGGAUUUGGUUUUGAACCGACAAAGCUAAGAUUGUGGAAUACUCACCAAGAUGGCCGCGGCACAAAGACUUGGCGAUAUACUGCUCAGCCAAUCAAUGGCAUCAUGAAUUUCACAUACAUCGAUCCAGCAACAGGCCAGAAUGCGACCUGCACCUCCCAGUGCCCCCUGAGCAAUGACGCUAGUGUGCCAUAUCAGGACUUUCACUUUGUCAAUGUCAUUGGAAUGAGUGGCUUCCGCUUGGAUAUCUCUGAUUGGUAUGGCAGUGGAGGCGGAUUGAAUGGGAUCGAGCUGUUUGAGAAUGAUAUAUUCGCCUAUGCCAUCACUAAAUUCGACGAACCUACUUGUGCUGGAAUCCAGUUGGCUUCGAAUGCCAACAUCACUGGACCGUGGAAGGUCACUCCUUCUUCUCAAAGCUAUUCCGAAUACUUAACAGCUACGGUCACUGAGCCAGACUCGGCCUCUGUUAUGUUUCUUCCUGAUAUCAAGCAAUCUGGCAAUUACUCCGUCAACAUGUACACACCAGGAUGCAUUCAAGAUAACACAUGCUCCACCCGAGGACGGGUCACGGUCAAUGGCACGAUGGCGAGUGGCGUCAGUGGUACAGGGUUCACCACGGAGAUUUACCAGACAAACAACUUCGACAAGUAUGACCAGAUAUACUUCGGGUACAUCGAAGCUGGUAGCAACUCUUUCCGCCCUUCUGUAACCCUCACGCCGGCACCUGGUCAAACUAUCGCCAAUCUCUCGGUCGUGGCUCAACGCGUUGGCUUUACACUCAUUUCUUCAAGUGGUGGCCUGAAUAACAUAUUCGAGUACGACCCUAAUCAAGCCGUAAUAAAUGCUGCAGACUUCACCAACUCAACCUUUGAUAAGGCCGGGAUGAGCCUUGGGACUGGAUCUGGGGUGAACACGCUUCAGACCUUGGGAAGCACUACUUACGUCGGGGGUAACUUCUCAACGGCUACAUUCGAGAAUAUCUUGGCAAUCGGUGAUAGCGGCGCUACUCCACUGACAGGAGGUGGUCUGAACGGAGAGGUCUUGACUGCGUUUGCCAAUGGGUCCAUUCUCUAUGUGGGGGGUGGGUUCACCAACACAAGUACCGGCGGAAGCCCUGGUCUCAACAAUGUUGCUGCAUACGAUACAUCCAAGAAUGCAUGGAACGCCUUGGGAACCGGCGUCAAUGGGCUCGUUACAAAUAUCGUGCCGUUGUCAAUGAACGUAACCGCCAAUACUCCAGAAACUGUACUUACUCUUACGGGUGAUUUCACCGAAAUCCUCCCCUUCGGGAACAACAGUUCCAUAGCUGUUACGGGAUUUGCUAUUUGGGUACCAUCCCACGGCAACUGGCUCCAGAAUCUGAACGUUACCACAAUCGGCAUUGAUGGAGGAGAGCUUACUGCUUCUGUAGAUCUCCCAGAAGGAGGUCAUCUCUUCGCAGGUUCCUUAUCCUGGUCUCAGCUGAACGCCAAUGGAGUGGCCGCCCUCUCAUCUGGGUCUAGUCUAGCCACAUUUCCUGUCAAGAUUCAGUCAUCUCAACCUCAGUCCUCAAGUAGCUUGGCCAAACGCGCUACCGGCAGUCAAAAUGUUACCGGGGUUGUCACUGGACUAUUCUAUGAGAAUGGAGGACGCAAUAUUACGAUUCUUGGUGGACAAUUUACAGCAGUCGGGUCGAAUGGGUCGAAUAUCAAUAGCCUUGCCUUUAUCAACGGCUCGAACUCCGAUACUGUUACAGGUAUUGGGCCAUCACUCUCAAAUGACUCUACAGUUCUUGCAUUGGCUAUCCAGGAAGAUACUCUGUUCGCUGGUGGAUCACUGAGCGGAAAUGUCAACGGCGCAACCGUGGAUGGUCUGAUCUCGUAUAACCUCCUCACAUCCACGUUUCCAGUACAGCCACCUGCCCUAGCUGGCGACACUGUUUCUGUCAACACUAUCACAAUGAGACCAAGCUCAUCGGACGUCUACGUUGGCGGGAGCUUUUCCUCUGCAGGGUCUCUGGAUUGUCCAGGUGUAUGUGUCUUCACCACUACAGUGUCUCAGUGGAAUCGUCCAGGCUCAAGCCUUGGGGGCACGGCUAAUGUUAUGACGUGGGCCAGCCCGAACUUACUCAUUGUUGGUGGGGACCUAUCGAUCAAUGGCGAGAAAAUCUCGUUAGCAAAUUACGAUGCCAAAGCAGAAACGUGGAGCGCUGCAGACGGAGCAACCAUAAUUCCAGGGCCUGUAACUGCACUUUCUGCAGCAAGCAGUGACGCAUCCGAACUCUGGGUUGCAGGAACUGCGACCAACGGCUCAGCUUUCCUCAUGAAGUACGAUGGGAGUAACUGGAAUUCUGUUGGUGACGCUCUCGGGAACGGUACAACAAUUCGAGGUCUCCAAAUGUUGCCACUCAGCAAAAACCAUGCCUCGUCGUCCCUUGUCCCUUCAAACCAGGUACUCAUGGUCACCGGUUCUUUGAACCUGACGGGAUUUGGGAGUGUGUCAGCAGUACUAUUCAAUGGCACGACCUUUGAGCCCUUCGCCCUCACUAGCACCUCAUCCAACACUGGGGGUAGCUUAUCUCAGUUCUUCUCCCAAGAACAGAACUUCUUCCGCAAGCCACGUCACCAUCUCCGCGUUGGCUUCGUCGUUCUGAUUGCGCUCGCCAUCUCUCUGGGCAUCAUAUUCCUGAUGGUCAUUGCUGGCGUCAUCGCAGAGCGUAUUCGCCGGAAACGCGAAGGCUAUGUCCCGGCGCCCACGGCUACCUACGACCGAGGGAACGGCAUGUCGAGAAUCCCGCCGUCGCAGCUAUUCGGCUCUUUAGGCCAGGGCCGGAGCGGGAUCGAGAAGCAAGAGAGGCUCCUCCGCCGACGACCCUCUCCAGCCUCAUUACCCAAGGUACUCAACGCCUCCUGGGAUCCUUUCUCCCCCUCCACGACUGCAUCCUCCCGUCUCCCUCUGCACCCACCGCCAGCAUCGCCCAUUGUACCGUCCCGUGCAUCGUACAUCCUACAUCUGGUACAUACAUCGCCAUCGCCCAUCGAUAACAAAGGUCGUCUCAAGUGGUACGACACAUUGAUCAGCAGCACUGCCGACCGGCAACCCUCACAGUGGAACCUGGCGGAUGAGCUUAAUCUCCAACGAGACCGCCGUCCCCUUGACUCUCCCUGGAACCUUUCAUCCUCGACCCGAUCGCAGGACCCUGGCACCUCCACACAACCUCCUCCACCAAGGACCCAAGGACCCAGGACACAAUACAAAAGGCGCUCCUAG
This is a messenger RNA of Amorphotheca resinae ATCC 22711, 4107 nucleotides long. RefSeq lists its product as hypothetical. The transcript is spliced from 3 exons. NCBI's taxonomy places the organism in Eukaryota, Fungi, Ascomycota, Leotiomycetes, Helotiales, Amorphothecaceae. The coding region runs from base 1 to 4107 and encodes 1368 amino acids. The record is from RefSeq and is a predicted model, not a curated record. Gene Ontology annotation, biological process: positive regulation of establishment of bipolar cell polarity regulating cell shape. Gene Ontology annotation, cellular component: plasma membrane of growing cell tip.